Messenger RNA from Carya illinoinensis, 1493 nucleotides. RefSeq names its product solute carrier family 25 member 44-like. NCBI's taxonomy places the organism in Eukaryota, Viridiplantae, Streptophyta, Magnoliopsida, Fagales, Juglandaceae. The transcript is spliced from 6 exons. The record is from RefSeq and is a predicted model, not a curated record. Bases 44 to 1111 code for a protein of 355 amino acids.
CCAAAAAAUCACUGGAACUUUCCGAAACGUUCUCUACCAUCGAAUGAGACGGUGGAAGAACUGCCAGCCGAAUAACAGCUACUCGAAACCCAUUGCCGACAAAGUAGAGAGACCUUGGGACGUAAGUCUGAUGCCUAUGGAAGUCGAGGCUGCAAAUGCUCCAGAGUUGGCACUUGCUGACACCGACAUCAACUGGGACAGGUUGGACAAGACAAGGUUUCACAUUAUUGGGGCUAUCCUCUUUACUGCUCAGUCAGACUUGUUACAUACUACGGCAGUUGUAAAGGCUAGAAUGCAAGUAGCUGGUUCUGGUCUCUCUAACAUGCGCGGUAUUUCAGUAUUUGAACAGAUAUUGAAGACUGAUGGUAUCCCGGGCCUAUUUAGGGGUUUUGGCACUUCAGCUGUUGGAUCAUUGCCUGGUAGAGUCUUGGCUUUAACAUCACUUGAAGUGUUCAAAGGUAUGAUGUUAAAAUAUACUGAAGGUCUAGAUAUGCCCGAAGCAACUCGUAUUGGAAUUGCGAAUGGAGUGGCAGGGAUGUUGUCAAAUUUAGUUUCUUGCGUAUACUAUGUUCCUUUGGAGGUGGUCUGCCAGAGACUCAUGGUACAAGGGAUUCCUGGGACUACAGUCUGCAAUGGACCAUUUGAUGUUGUACGUAAGGUGAUAGAGGCUGAAGGGUUCCGUAGAUUGUAUAGGGUCUUUGGAUUGACAGCUGUGACGCAAUCCCCAGCAUCUGCACUUUGGUGGGGUGCCUACGGAGCUGCCCAACGCGUGAUUUGGAGGUUCUUCCAAAUGUUCCGGCGCUUGGGUUACAAAGAUGAUAUGGACAAAAAACCAUCUCAUAUGGAGAUGGUAACAGUUCAGGCAACGGCAGGAUUGGUAGCUGGUGCUUGCUCAUCGGUUAUCACAACUCCCAUUGACACUGUAAAGACUAGACUUCAGGUCAUGGAUAAUCUUGAGGGUGGAAGACCGUCAGUACUCAAGACUGCAAGGACACUCCUUAAGGAAGAUGGAUGGUGGGGCUUCUAUAGAGGAGAGACUAUCCGUGAGGCAGCAGUAACAAGAUCUCAAGCUGGAGGAGGUGCGAGUCCAACUUGGCUUCAGAAAUGCUGAAGCUGUAUGAAGUGCAAGGAAACUGAUUCUGGCGCUAGUUCCUAAUGCAAGUUUUCCGAUUUCUCAGACACGGAGAUGGGGGUGUGGCAUUCUCAUCUUGCAUCACACGGCACAAGAAUGGUUAGACUCUCUCUAGUUGUUCUCCGAUAGAGGCAGUUCAGUACUUCAAUUCACUUCCUCCAUGUAGUUUCCGGCGUUUUCUUGUAAAUGUUACAAACCAUUGAGCACUGCUCACUCUUCACUGUAACGAGGACAUUGGACUGUAAUUCAUUUUGACUCCACCAAACGUAUCGUGGGAUUUGAAACGAUUUUGUAAGACUGGUUACACUUUGACAAUGUAUAUUGAGACACCAUCAUGGGUGGUAGUGUUUUUUUCUUUUUC